CCCACAUUCGUUUGCAACCGAAAGAAAGCCAACAAGUUAGCAACUCGAGCAUCAUCCGCCUGUUGCGUAAAUCGUGCAAAUCCCUUCACAUAGAGAUAAUGGCGAACCCCGAAGCAACCGAAGAAGAAGAAGAGAGCUUCGAUCAAUUGCCGGCGGCUCUGUUGGCCACCAUAAUGACGAAACUCGACGUCGCUUCCAUAUGCUCAGUCGCUUCCACGUGCAAGAUCUUCAAGGCCUGCGCUUCUCAUAUCCUUACUUUCAUCCCCAACUUCCACCUUUUCGAUACUGCGCUAUCAAUUAAUUUAUUGAGCCCUCUACUACCUCCCAAUCCUUAUCUAAGCAGUUUGAAGGUUGAUUGUGCUCGUCUCGACGAUUCAGCCAUCGAUCUUCUGGUUCGACCUUCGUUGCACGAGCUUUGCCUGCAUAAUUGCGCGGAUUUUAGUGGGAAAUUGCUUUCUGAGAUUGGAGGAAAGUGUGCUGAUCUAAGAUAUCUCUACUUGGGUUCUGUGGCUGAAAAGAGAGGGCGAGCUAUUCAUAUAUCUGAUUUGGAGGAGUUGCUCAAUGGUUGCACACAAUUAGAAGUGUUGACUUUGAUGUUUGAUGUAUCAUUAUUUCUACGCCAUAAUUUUGCUCGAGUAUGGGCUUUGGCUUCAGAAAAACUCACUUCCCUCGAGAUUGGUUAUGUUUCAUCAGUAAUGGUAACUGAACUGCUCAGUCCAAGUGUGGGACCCCAUCAACCACUGAACCACAUUCGAGCAUCCAUUUUGCCUGGCAUUCUGAAAUUAAACCUUUCGGUUGACUAUAUUACUGAUGCUAUGGUGGGCACAAUAUCCAAAAGUCUUGUGUCUUUAACCCAUUUGGAUCUUCGAGACACACCCCUCAUUGAACCAAGAAUUACAUUUGAUCUCACCAAUUCUGGCCUUCAACAGAUUAAUCAGUAUGGAAAACUGAAACACCUCUCAUUAAUUCGAAGCCAGGAGUACAUAGUAACGUAUUUCAGACGAGUUAAUGAUCUUGGGAUCCUCUUAAUGGCAGACAAGUGUGCAAACAUGGAAAGUAUAUGUCUUGGUGGCUUUUGUCAGGUUACAGAUACUGGGUUCAAAACAAUAUUGCAUUCAUGCUCCAGCUUAUACAGGCUUAGGGUGUCUCAUGGGAUCCAUUUGACUGAUCUGGUUUUCCAUGAUAUGUCUGCAACAGCACUUUGUAUGACUCAUGUUAGCUUGAGAUGGUGUAACCUUUUAACUAACCAUGCAAUUAAAAGUUUGGUAUCAAACACGCACCUUAAAGUUCUUGACUUGAGAGAUUGCAAAAGCCUUGGCGAUGAAGCCCUCAGAGCUAUCAGCACUCUUCCUGAGUUAAAGAGUUUACUUCUGGAUGGAUCUGAUAUAAGUGAUUCAGGAUUGUCAUACUUGAAAGGUAGGAUCAUAAGUUCAUUAGUUUCAUUGUCUGUGAGAGGCUGCAAGAGACUAACAGAUAAAUGUGUCUACGCUCUAUUUGAAGGCUCUUCUAGACUAGAAUUGCAGGAAUUGGAUGUAUCAAAUCUUCCUUACCUCUCUGAUAAUGGAAUUCUCUGUCUUGCAAAAAGUCGAGUACCAAUUUCAGUACUUAGAAUGCGACAAUGUCCACUUAUAGGUGAUACUUCAAUAAUGGCGUUAGCCUCAAUGCAGGUUGAUGAGGACCGUGGACAUGGGAGUAGCUUGCGCUUGCUGGAUAUAUACAACUGUGGUGGAAUGACACAACUAGCAUUCCGUUGGUUGAAGAAACCCUACUUUCCAAGGUUGAGAUGGUUGGGAGUGACAGCAAAUGUAAAUAGGGAUAUUAUUGAUGCGUUGGCUAGGAAUAGACCAUUCUUGAAUGUGGCAAGCCAUGGAGAGGAGCUGGGAAUUGACCAAUGGGAUAACUCAGAGAGUUUACACAUGCACGACUAUGAUGAUGUAGAUGAACUUGAACAGUGGCUUCUGGAAGGAGAAUUUGAGGAUGAUGAUGAAGAGAUGAUUGAUGCUGAAAUUAAUCCUGAAAUGUAGGACUAGUCUGUAACAUAAGAUUAUAUUUGCCAUGUAUAUAUCUGUGUGUAUCUUUAAUGACAAUCGUGCUUGUUGUGGAUGUACUGAAAUUGCAACUGUUGUAUAAUUUAGACUUCAGCUGCAGAUGAAACUUCUUAAGCUUGCCUCCUA
Manihot esculenta (cassava) is the source of this 2174-nucleotide messenger RNA. RefSeq names its product F-box/LRR-repeat protein 10. Lineage: Eukaryota; Viridiplantae; Streptophyta; Magnoliopsida; Malpighiales; Euphorbiaceae. The record is from RefSeq and is a predicted model, not a curated record. Gene Ontology annotation, biological process: SCF-dependent proteasomal ubiquitin-dependent protein catabolic process. The transcript has 4 exons. Gene Ontology annotation, cellular component: SCF ubiquitin ligase complex. Gene Ontology annotation, molecular function: protein binding. Bases 99 to 2024 code for a protein of 641 amino acids.